AUUUAAUUCUUCCUUUUUCGUGUCAAAAAAAGGAAUCAAAAACGAGCCCCCUUAUAUUUCUCGACGAUUCCCGAUUUUCAUUCCAACCAGAAAUGAUGACGACCCAAAAUAAGCCCCACUCUUUCCCACCACUCCUCUCCCUUCAAAACCUCACCGCCAUGCGCCGCUCUCUCUCCGCUGCGCUUUUGUUCGCCAUCGCCGCCCUCUUCCUCUUCGCCUCCUUCUCCCUCCACCUCUCCCGCUCCUCCGUCUCCCGCUCAGACCUCAUCCACCGCUACCCCAUCCCCAGCCCCGCCGCCGACCACCACCUCCUCCGCGACGACGACCAGUCUCCGCCUCUCAGCCAUGUCUCCUCCGUCUCCACCGUCGCAGUGCUUCUACCUGCCUGGAAGGUCCUCAUCAUUGUUUCGCCGGAGACUUCGCUCUCGGAGAAGGACCGUUACGUCUGCGUGUUCCCGAACAACCGCACCUCUCGUGCCAGAUUCGCCGGGAUUCUGCCGUCGAGGAACCGAACGGCGUUUUAUUGCGCGAUGCCGAACAGAGUCAGGCGACUCCGGCCGUUUCUCCAGCCGGUGCUGUCGAGGAAGUCGCAGAUCAUCAACAACGACUCGACGACGGCGCCGGAGAUGAUCCGGUGGACUUUCCUUGUCUACGAGUCGUUCUCCACCGAAGACGACGUCGUUCUGUUCGCGAAAGGCCUCAACAAUCGCCAAGGCGCGAACCGCCCUCCGAGCGAGUUCCGGUGCGUCUUCGGCGACGCCUCCAAACCCGACGCCGUUAGAACCGCCGUCACGAGCUCAAAUCAAGAGGUCUUCCGGUGCCCGCACCCGGACCCGACGGCGUUAAACGACGAAGCCAACGCCAGAAUCUCACUGGAAAUCGUCGACGGGAAUCGGGUGGUCCCCUCCGUGGCCUACUACACCGCCCCAAAACGACGACGCAUGAGCAGCAGCAGCAACGCGGGCCCCAUGGAGCAGCCUAGUCACCAGCUGUGCGCGUGCACGAUGGUGUACAACGUGGCAAAGUUUCUGAGGGAGUGGGUGACAUACCACUCCCGGAUCGGCGUCGACCGGUUCAUUCUGUACGACAACGACAGCGACGACGAUUUGGAACACGUGGUGCGGCAGCUCAACCAGGAAGGGUUCAACGUUACGACGUCGUUUUGGAUCUGGCCUAAGACUCAAGAAGCUGGCUUCUCCCACACUGCCGUGUACGCCAAGUCGUUGUGCAACUGGAUGAUGUACAUUGACGUCGACGAGUUCGUCUUCGCGCCAAAUUCUUGGAGCGAGUCUCCGGCGCCGGGGAGGCACAUGCUCAAGUCUCUGAUACCUAAGGACCCGAGUAUCGGGCAAGUUUCGAUCCACUGCAACGAGUUUGGCCCGAACCAGAAAACGCACCCAUUGGAAGGUGUCACGCAGGGGUACACAUGCCGGAGGCGGUUCGAGCAGCGGCACAAGUCGAUUGUGCUGCUGGAGGCGGUUGAGCACUCGCUGCUCAACGUGAUACACCAUUUUGAUAUAAAGAAAGAGUUCAGAACAAAGCAACUGAGCAGUGAGGAUGCUAUAGUGAACCAUUAUAAGUACCAAGCUUGGCCCGAGUUUCAGACCAAGUUCCGGAGAAGGGUGUCGGCUUACGUGGUGGAUUGGACUGAGGGGCUUAAUCCGAUGUCCAAGGAUAGGACUCCGGGGCUAGGUUUUCAGCCGGUGGAGCCGAAAGGGUGGCCGGAAAUGUUUUGUGAGGUUAGGGAUGACAGGUUGAAGAUGUUGACGCAGAAAUGGUUUUGGUCUUCUGCUAGUAGUAAAAUGGUGUGGCAAAGUUGAAAUCAAUUCUAUGUUGCCAUAGAACUGGUGAUGGAUUGGAUUGAUGUAAAGUUUUGAGAGGAGAGAAUACAAUGUGGGUAAAUACAUGAAACCAAUAUAUUAGGCAUAGAAUUAAAAGGUGAAAAAGUAGAAAGUAGUGAAGAAUGAGAUUUAUUAAUGCAAUUUUCUAGAUAAUCUCUUUGUGGAUGUA
Molecule: messenger RNA, 2010 nt
Organism: Rosa chinensis
Lineage: Eukaryota; Viridiplantae; Streptophyta; Magnoliopsida; Rosales; Rosaceae
Product: glycosyltransferase family 92 protein At1g27200
Source: RefSeq, a predicted model, not a curated record